UACAGUGUACACAAAUAAACACAGGCGGCAUAACCCCCUAUGACCCGUAAAGCAUGUCUGGUGUCCUUCGCGGCCUGAGAUACCCACGGUGCAUUGGGACAGGGGUCCCAAAAGGGUCAUCUAACACCCAAGGGACGAUCAGUACCCGAUGGUCGUCAUCGUUCUCGGAUCGGAGCCAUUCCUGCGGGGAUCUGCGUCCCGGGCACGUGGGUCAAUCCGUUCGCUUGUCGGGCUGGCUCCAAUUUGUUCGCAUGGACAAGUUCCUGGUUCUCCGAGAUACUCACGGACAAACCCAACUCAUCAUCCCUUCUGAUCGUCGGGAUCUGUGGGGUCGGAUCCGAGAACUCCCCUUAGAAUCCACCCUCUCCGUUCAAGGCCAAGUCCUGGCUCGCCCCGUGGAUCAAAUCAACCUCAAGUUAGACACGGGUCAAGUAGAGGUCCGGGUGUCCGAGUUGUUGGCCAGUAACCCGGCCAGCUCGGCCAUUCCUUUCUUGAAUCGAGGCUAUCAUGCGGCCAAAGAAGGUCUGCAGAUGGAGUAUCGCUAUCUGGCCCUUCGCACACCCGCGUUGCAACACAAUCUCAAGGUUCGAUCCCGGAUGAUUAUGGCCAUGCGGCAAUUCUUGACGGCUCAUGAUUUUGUCGAUAUCGAGACUCCCGUUUUGUUUCGACGAACGCCGGGGGGAGCUCAAGAGUUCGUGGUGCCUUCGCGUACCCCGGAUAAAUUUUAUUCUUUAGUCCAAAGCCCGCAGCAGUUUAAGCAGUUGCUCAUGGUGGGUGGAUUGGAUCGCUAUUUCCAGAUUGCCAAGUGCUUUCGCGAUGAAGGCGCCAAGGCGGAUCGCCAACCCGAGUUCACGCAACUCGAUAUCGAGUUGUCGUUCACCAAUCCCGAUCAUAUUCGUCGGUUGGUCGAGCAACUCAUUGUGCAUAGUUGGCCCGAGGAUAAGCCUCGGCCUUCCACUCCGUUCUUGCGGCUCACCCAUGAGACCUGCCUGAAACGAUAUGGGUCGGACAAGCCGGAUCUGCGUUUCGAGCACCAGAUCCGGGAUUUGACGCGCGUGUUCGAAGGUGAUGAGCUGGAUUUUCUAGCUCCAAGUUCAGAGCCUCGUGCGGUGCAAGCUAUCGUGUUCCAUUCGGACGAAGCGGUCAAGGUGAAGACUGUCAAAGAGUUGGAGGCAUGGAUCAAGCCGCAAUAUCCGUCCGUGAUUGUAUCGUAUUUCAUGGUUGACUCGACUGGUCAGGUGAAGAACACGUUGUUAAAGAAAUGUUCUAGUCAUGUCAGGGAAAGGGUGGCCGCUGAGCUUGACCUCACGGGUCAUGCAUUCGGAUUCCUCGCCAUCGGACCUCGAGCGUCCACGUUAAAGGCGUUGGGUAAACUCCGACCGGAGCUGGCCAGACUAUGUCUGAAGCUGGAUCCCACGGAGUUUAAAUUCUUGUGGGUAGAAGAGUUCCCAUUAUUUGAACCGAAGGAAAAUGAUCCGAAUCAUUUGGAAUCGGCCCAUCAUCCCUUCACUCAACCACAUCCUGGCGAUAUCGAAUUGCUAACUAAGAACCCUCUUUGUGUUCGAGGGCUUCAUUAUGAUUUGGUUUUAAAUGGCAGUGAGAUCGGUGGUGGAUCGAUUCGCAUCAACGACGCCAAGUUACAAGAGCAUGUUUUAAAAGAUAUUUUAGGUGAAGACACUUCCGAGUUGCAACACCUCCUGGAUGCCUUGAGUUUUGGCUGUCCGCCUCAUGGAGGCAUUGCUAUUGGAUUAGAUCGUCUUCUGGCCAUUGUGACGAAUUCCAAAAGCAUUCGUGAUGUGAUUGCCUUUCCCAAGACGGCGGAAGGCCGAGACGCCAUGGGCGAUGCUCCUGCUACGAUAUCAGACGAGGAUAAACAAAGAUAUCACAUACGAUCUGUUCUCCCAACCAAACCCAAUGAUGAAAUAGAUUCCGGGUCAUGAGUCAAAAAUCCAAUAGCUAAAAAGACUUCAGCAUACCCUUGUUAUUAUUUCAGA
Messenger RNA from Tigriopus californicus, 1994 nucleotides. It is a transcript of the gene AspRS-m, whose product is annotated as aspartate--tRNA ligase, mitochondrial-like. Bases 54 to 1940 code for a protein of 628 amino acids. NCBI's taxonomy places the organism in Eukaryota, Metazoa, Arthropoda, Copepoda, Harpacticoida, Harpacticidae. The record is from RefSeq and is a predicted model, not a curated record. Gene Ontology annotation, cellular component: mitochondrion; cytoplasm. Gene Ontology annotation, molecular function: ATP binding; aspartate-tRNA ligase activity. Gene Ontology annotation, biological process: aspartyl-tRNA aminoacylation. The transcript has a single exon.